UACAUACAUACAUACAUACAUACAUACAUACGCACACGUACUCAAAAACGAAAUUAAAAUAAAAACACACAAAAAAACAACACUUGCAGCAGCACUAUCAAGGUUCUUAUCAGCUAUUUCAAGCAUUCGCUGAGACGACGGGCCAAUAAUUCGUUUUUAGGUUUUACAGUACCUUACACAACAUGUAUCUGCGCAUUUCCCUAGUCACCCCGUUCACUCUGUCCAGUUUGAAAUAUAGUUGAAUAGUGGAGACCAGAGUCUAUCAAACUUGGGCUGUCUCUUGUGGAGGUCAUAAGUGAGCUUUUCAAGAGGAAGAAAGUCAACAAUCUGGUCAAUCCACAUUUUAAAUGUAGGGGGGGUAUUAGAGGCCCACAAUAGAAGAAUACAUUUCUUAGCAAAGUAUGUAAUAGUCAUGAGCAAAUUUUCUCUGUCAGGAUCAAGAACAAAGUCCUGCUGGGCAUUAAGAAGAUAGAUACACGAGGUCAUAUCAAACUGUACCUCUAGUAUUUUCUGUGCAGCAGUAUGUACAGAUUGCCAGAAUCUGGCAAUCUCCCUACAGCUCCAAAAUACAUGCAUAUAGGUUCCACUUUCAGAGGUACAUCUUUUACAGUUAGGAUACCUAUCUGUUUUCAUUCUAUGGAGUCUCAAAGGAGUAUAAUAAAAUUUGUACAAAAAUUUGUAAUUAAGAUUCUUUCAUUUUUACAUUGGUAGAGGAGCAGUAUACCCUGUCGCAAACCUCCGCCCAUAACUCAUCACUUAUAGUCAGACCAAGGUCCUUUUCCCAGAUUAUUGGAGGAGCUUCCUUUCUCAGAAAGGAGUCUAUAAAUGUAAGAUAUUUAGCCUUUAAUGGAUUGUGCUGUGACAAGAAGGGUUUCAACUUCAUUCAACUGAGUUCUAAACCUCCUCUUGGAGGUAAAUGAAGAAAUUACAUGUCUAAUUUGAAGAUGUUUUAAAAAAUGGGAUCUUGGCGCAUCGAAUUCACUGCAGAGCUCUUGAAAGGAUUUCAGUGUAGUGGUUUUCUGAUGAAAUAGGUCUGAAAAGGUCCUGAUUCCUAGAGUAUGCCAAAGAUUAAAGUUGGCAUCCCUCAGGGCUUUUGGCAAGUCUGGGUUGCCUAUUAUAGGCGAGUGAGAACAUAUUUGGGAGGAAAUGCCCAGGUAUUUCUUACAGUCCCUCCACGCUAGUAGGGUGCUGUAAAUCACAAAGGUUUUGGCUAUGUUGCCCACUUCACUAAAGUUAUUAAUGAAUAUAAUUGAGCUUAAGGGCAAUGAACCACAGGAUUGGGCUUCUAUCUGAAUCCACGUUGACUCUUGUCUGUUUGUGAUCCAUGUUAGCAUGUUGCGGAUUUGGGCAGACCAGUAGUACAAUUGAAGGGAGGGAAGGGCAAGACCACCCUUAGAUUCAGGUUUCGAUAGAGUGGAAAACUUGAUCCUAGGUUUUUUUAUUGCCCCAUAUAAAUUUGGUGAUGCUUUGGUUCUCUUCAAUGUCUUGUCCAAGGAAUGUGACUUAUGCAAUAGGUAUUAGGCCUAGCCUACUCCUCCGUGUCUCUGCAGCCUGCCUUCUGGAAAACUGUCCCAAAGUGAAAAAUCUUCAGUUCUUGGAAAUGUUCCUCUUGCAGUUUGAAAGGAAACCCCUGCCAAACAAAGCACAUUCUUAAAGCUGGAGGUUCCCUCAGCAUUAGCCCUUGGUCAUGACACUCAGUUCCAUUAUAUAUAAGUCAUUGGACGAAGGCAACCCUAAUCAAGUGUAGUAUCUGUUCUUAUCAGUUUAUCUAAUACAUCCCCUGUCGGGGGAUUACUUAUUAAAUGGGGUUUUCAAAUAGGGAGUGGGAAAUGGGAGUUGCUCCACUUAUUUAUUUAUUUAACAUUUAUUUAACUGGGCAAGUCAGUUAAGAACAAAUUCUUAUUUACAAUGACGGCCUAGGAACAGUGGGUUAACUGCCUUGUUCAGCAUCUACCUGGUAUUGAAGUACCCCCGGGAAUGGUGCACCACUUUUCAGGGGGUUGCCAGGUCAAAUCUCUGGUCUGAAGUGAGCUGGCAACUGGAGGGUUGCUGCUGGUAUCAAGUCCUAAAUGCCAUUGCCAGCUGUUGUGCCCUUGAGAAAGGCACUUAACCCCCCAAAACAACUGCUCCACAGGUGCCCAGUGUGGCAGCCCCCUCCUCCAACCUCUCCUAUCCUGUAGAGGUAUGUGUAUCUUUUGGACGGGUUGAGAUAAAGUGGAAGUCACAUUUCGGGUUGGACCUUGUGAUCUUAAAAGGAAAAAUGUCUUGGUUGGAUCUGUUAGGACUGGCUCUUCGGCUUUGGAAGAUGUUUGACUGUGAGAUCAGAGGUUAGUAUACUCAGUGUAUGUCGACUAUAAGAAAGGCAUUGAAGUAUUACUUCACACCUGAACCUGAUGGUCUACAGAAGACAUUCCAUCAUGUUACUCUAUGAAGAGUGAGCAUAGACUGAAGGUCAGUUUAUUCCCCAGUCUCUGUCACCCAGUCCCAUUCAUUCAUAGUUACAGAAAAGAGCAGUGUGUUUGGGUGAUCUGGUUUGACUCCCAUCUGAGCUACAGACAACUGCUACAGACAACUGUAGCCUACCCAGUAUGUGUGUUGAGAGCGCAUGUCAGCAGCUGGCAAUAUGCAUUGCACAAUCCAAACAGAGGUCAGAUGGAGGUGAGAACAGGCCUACGCACACCUGACUGGAAUGUAUAGGCUUCAGUAUGACACUCAUUGUUGCAAGAUGUCCCUAUUUCUGUGUUUUUGUUUUGCAUUAUAGGGGCAACUGUAAAGGAAUAUUCCAAUGCUAAUUUUUACAUUAAUACUGCCAAUAAGUGGAAUGUUUAUGUUACUGUAUUUCCCUUUAGUUAUUUCAACAUUCACAGUCUGGCCUGUCUCUUGCCCUCUGGCUGUUCAGGAAUGUGUACACUAGAUAUACUUCAAUGGGGGGUCUGAAUAAACAAGCACCUCCCCACCACAGCGUUGCAACACACACACACACUUGCGCACAGCUGAGAGACAUUAGGCAGAGUUUAGGCCCACUCCUCAUGAGCACAAGCCCUCUGCUGCUCUGCCAUAAAUGAGGUGAGGGAGGACAACGGGGAACUGUUAGAAAAGCUCUGGAAAGAUCUCAUAACUCCAGCACAAGGACCAGACGGCGUGUUCUCUUUAUUUGCAACUCUUUUUGAUGGAUUAUGUCAGUUAAAGAAGAAAGAAUUGAAAGAGUUUUGGCUUCAAGUUGGAAUUUCUUAAUACGCCAAACAAAAGAGUUUAGGAAAAGUUCACUUUGUCACAGGCACAGAUAAUUGUCUUUAACCAGAAAUGCUCCCUAUAUAAUUUAUAUUUUAAAAUGAAGCAAGUAUAAUAUUUACUCUUAACUUUUUGUCUUCUUAAUUGAUUAAACAAUGAGAGACUUUCCAGGCAGAGAGUUGGUACUUCCAUCUGCGCCCAUCUUAAGAGCAGGCACAAAGACACCCAGAAAGCAUGUUUUGGUUUAAUGGUCACAUAGGCUAUGCAGUGAGGUAUAGUAUAGCCAGAAGCAGCAGGUUGGGUUCGAUCGUAGGAAUCUUAGGGGAGAGCAUACAGAAUAAAGGUUUUACUGAGACUCCCCCUCGUCUCCGGCAGUAUAAUUUAAAUUGAAACUAUGUCCAUAUCUCUAAGAACUGUAUUGCCUUGCUGAGCCUUUUGGAAAGCCAUUACUCUGCUAAUUGGUUCACCCAUUUAGCAGAUUUAGUUUAUUUUUAGGCUAUUCUCAGUGAUAUUCUCUUGCAAUGUUACACAACCAUUUUAUUGUAUUUUUUUCCGGAUGAAAAAGACUGCCUCAUUUGUCCUUUAACACUGUUUUAUUAGCUCUGCUGUCAUAAAGCCCCACAUACUUUCCCUACCUUGGUCAUCCUGACAGCAAGGCCAGUUGUCCAUGCACCUGGGUGAGAUGUGAGCUAAUACACAUGGAUUGUGUAUUAAAUCUUCAUCUGUGACAGUAAGAACUUCUGACCGCAGAACAACCCCAGUUAGACCCAAACCAGCCAGUGACUGCCAUCUAGUGGAGUUGACAGUCAGGAAAUCUGAGACUGAGCAAGAUGAAUUCCAAAGGAGAAGGCCUUGUUUUCCAGACUUGUGGAGAUACAGUGUUUUCCUUUUUAUGGAAAUUGUUUCAAUGAAAUGUAGUUGAUUGUAUUCUUUCCACUGAUAUGUUGUCCUUAACCUCUUUUGUGUGUCCACACUGAGGUGUAAAUGUAUGGGCAUCAGAGAGCCCAGUAUGAAGAAGACAGGCAGGCCGGUGGGGACUAAGGCUCAGAGUGGAGAGAGGGGGAAGACUGAAGGCACUGCUACAGGAACCACCGGCAAGGCUGCAGCCAAGACCACCACAACAGCACCACUGUCAAAGGUUAAAAGCAAUGAUGAUCUGCUAGCAGCAAUGGCAGGGGGAACUCCAGCUACGAACCGCACUGUGACCAAGAAUAAGAGGACUGCCUCCACGGGGAACAGCAAUGGUAACCCAGACAGUAAACCAAAGACUAGCACAGGUUCCUCAGCCAAACGUGUGACGUCCUCGACCUCCAAGGAGCCCAACUCAUCGAGGGAUCGUCUGCGGACAUCCAGAACAUCGCCUAGUAAGAAGCAGUCAUCAGGGGCAGGGCAGGGAGAUGUGGCCCAGGGAAAGCGCUCUCGCAGCCAGCAGCUAGCAGAGUCAGAGGGCCGCAUGAACAAAUCUAAAUCAGACAGCCAGAUCAGUGACAAGGUGGCCCUGGAGGCCAAGGUGGAGGACCUGCUGGGUUUGGCCAAGAGCAAAGACGUGGAGAUCCUGCACCUACGCAGUGAGCUGAGAGAUAUGAGGGCUCAGCUGGGCCUGGGACGGGAAGAGGUGCCCCCAGAGGAGGGAGAAGGCGGAAGGGGGGAUGAGAAGCCCCUGGAGAGGGAGGUGUCGGCCAUCACAGCAGCGGAAGUGGAGUCCACGCUGCUCCUCCUGCAGGAGCAGAACCAUGCCAUCCGUGAGGAACUGAACCUGUUGAAGAGUGAGAACCGCAUGCUGAAGGACCGACUCAAUGCGCUUGGCUUCUCCCUGGAGCAGAGGCUGGAUGGCUCUGACAAGCUCUUUAACUACGCCUCCCUGAGCCCAGACCUGGCUGCCAGCAGCAGACACAGCGAUGGCAGGUGCACUGGUACCCUCACUUCCUCUGUGGAGGGCUCUGCUCCGGGCUCCCUGGAGGACCUGCUGACGGACCAACAGCACGGCGGUUCAUUGGACAACUUGGACAGUGAGUCCAGCGAGGUCUACCAGGGUGUCACAUCCAGCGACGACGCCCUGGACGCCCCCUCCGGAGCCUCCUCCUCCUCCGAGUCUGAGAGCCUGCCCAGCCGAGAACGCUCGUGCCGGGGCAGCAGCGGCAACGCCAGCGAGGUGUCUUUGGCCUGCCUGACAGAGCGAAUCCACCAAAUGGAGGAGAACCAGCACAGCACGGCCGAGGAGCUGCAGGCCACACUACAGGAGCUGGCUGACCUGCAGCAGAUCACCCAGGAGCUGAAUGGAGAGAACGAGAGGCUAGGGGAAGAGAAGGUAAUCCUCAUGGACUCUCUGUGUCAGCAGAGCGACAAGCUGGAGCACUACGGCCGGCAGAUUGAGUACUUCCACUCUCUGCUGGACGAUCACCACGUGUCCUACGUCCUGGAGGAGGACAUCAAGAGCGGCCGCUACAUGGAGCUGGAGCAGCGCUACGUGGACCUGGCCGACAACACCCGCUUCGACAGGGAGCAGCUACUGGGGGUGCAGCAGCACCUCAGCAACACACUGAAGAUGGCUGAGCAGGACAACGCCGAGGCCCAGGAGUUGAUCGGCGCUCUGAAGGAGAGAAACCACCACAUGGAGCGCAUCAUGGAGUCAGAGAGGCAGGACCGGGGGGCCAUGGUGGCAGCGCUGGAGGAGUACAAGGCGGCGGUGAGCAGUGACCAGGUAGAGCUGAGCCGCUGCAGGGCCCAGCUGGACCAGGAGAGGCAGAAGGUGGCUGAGCUCUACUCCAUCCACAACUCUGGAGACAAGAGUGACAUCUGCCAGCUACUGGAGGGUGUUCGGCUGGACAAGGAGGAGGCAGAGGGCAGGGCUGCCAAACUGCAGGAGGACCUUGGCCACGCCUGCAGUGAUGUCACCAGGUUGCAGGACACCCUCAAUAAGCUGGAUGGGGAGUACCAGGACUUCCAGGAACAGGUACAGAAGCAGAUGGCUGAGCAGAAGCGUGGGCUGGAGAAACAGCGCGGUGAGCUGCUGGAGAAGGAGACUGAGAUCGGGGACAUGAAGGAGACCAUAUUUGAGCUGGAGGAUGAGGUGGAGCAGCACCGAGCAGUCAAACUCCACGACAACCUCGUCAUCACAGACCUGGAGAACUCUGUGAAAAAGCUACAGGACCAGAAGCAUGACAUGGAGCGGGAGAUUAAGAUCCUCCACCGGAGGCUGAGGGAAGAGUCGGCAGAGUGGCGUCAGUUCCAGGCUGAUCUGCAGACGGCCGUGGUCAUCGCUAAUGACAUCAAGUCGGAAGCACAGGAGGAGAUUGGGGAUAUGCGUCACCGUCUCCGCGAGGCCCAGGAGAAGAACGAGAAGCUGGGCAAGGAGCUGGAGGAAGUCAAGAACCGCAAGCAGGAUGAGGAGAGGGGCAGGGUGUAUAACUACAUGAAUGCAGUGGAGCGGGAUCUGGCUGCACUGAGGCAGGGUAUGGGCCUGAGCCGUCGCUCCUCUACCUCCUCAGAGCCCUCUCCCACUGUCAAAACCCUCAUCAAGAGCUUCGACAAUGCCUCCUCACAAGGUACCCCAACCUGCGAGUGCCUAGUCCCCCCGACCGCUGCCCCUGCUGUCACAUUACCACGCACUCCCCUGAGUCCCAGCCCCAUGAAGACCCCUCCUGCAGCCGCCAUCACACCCAUGCAGAGACAGUCCAUAACUGGGUCCAUCUCAGCAGCCAAACCCCUCUCCUCUCUGAAUGACAAAAGGCCCAGCUACACAGACAUCAGCAUGCCAGCAGAGCAUCAUCUUAGGGGCUCCUCUGCCAGCCGCCCUGCCUCUGCUCUGCAGAGGGUCUCAAACAUGGACUCAUCUAAGGCCAUGGCCAUAUCAGUGUCCCGCAGGAGCAGUGAGGAGAUGAAGAGGGACAUCUCUGCCCCUGAGGGUGGCACCUCGUCCUCUCUGAUGGCCAUGGGCUCUACUUCCUCCCUGUUGUCCUCCUCUCCCACCGCCUCCGUCACCCCCACUGCACGCAGCCGCCUCCGAGAGGAGCGGAAGGACCCCCUCUCAGCGCUGGCCCGGGAGUAUGGGGGUUCCAAGAGGAACGCACUGCUCAAGUGGUGCCAGAAGAAGACUGAGGGGUACCAGAACAUCGACAUAACAAACUUCAGCAGCAGCUGGAACGACGGCCUUGCGUUCUGUGCUGUGCUACACACCUACCUGCCUGCUCACAUCCCCUACCAGGAGCUCACGAGCCAGGACAAGAGGCGAAAUUUCACACUAGCCUUCCAGGCUGCAGAGAGUGUGGGGAUCAAGUCCACUCUGGACCUCAAUGAGAUGGCCAGUACUGAGAGACCAGACUGGCAGAGUGUGAUGACCUACGUCACGGCCAUCUACAAGUACUUUGAGACCUGAUGUGAUUUCCCCACCCAACACUGCAAGCACAACCUGCAGCCCUGCUCGGAAGCUCCUCUGACCUCACUGCACCUCCAACACUUCAACUCGACAUUCAACUCUGGUGUUAUAGCUCACUUCACUGAACCACCCUUCAUCCCAGCCGUGCCACACUCCGGCCCCUCUGUCUCUGGUCCAGAGGCCUGCUAGUUUUGAAUCGCCAUAAGAAACAUAUACAAAUAAGCUCACUGCAAGCUAUUCAUAAUAUUGCUAUUGUGAACAGUCUUGCCCUUUUCACUGACACCUUAAGUGUGAUGGUGACACACAGCUUAAGGGCACUUCAAGCACCUAUUCAGGGCCUGCUCUGUUGGGGAUUCUAUUUUUACUCUGAUCCGUUACUGGAUAACCCGGUUGAGAUGACCCUUAAUCCAAAUGAUCUGGUUAAACCAGUUGGAGAACAUGCUACAGACUAUCCCAGUCGUUGUGCCUUGCACCCAGCCUUUACUCUUCCAGCCAAGGGGUUAUCCAAAAUGUUUCAGCCAAACCAUACCCAUUGUGUGUAGUAUGUUCAUGGCACUUAUUUUCUAUGGAAAUAAGAGGGACAAAUGGAACACUUUGUCAGGUGCAGGUUCAUCUUUUGUCAUGGAUUAAGUGCCUGUUUAAAUCGCAUCACUGACUUCCUAAGAGAGGUUGUAGCAAAAAUGUCUCAAUGAAACUGUUUCAAUGCUCCAUGCUUUCAAAGCAUCUUUGGAGAAAUCGAAGUGAAGCUUUUUAGAAACACUAGUUAUUGAGCAGUUGUAUGAAAAACACUAGCUACAUCAUAAGGGAUAAAGCUGUCAGGUGCUCUCACGAUCACCUGUUAGAUUCAAGCUACAAUGUUGAUAUGCUUUUGGUCUGUUUUUAGGAGCGUGAACAUUGCUACAGUAGCAUUUUGUAUUGGUAACAGAGACCAAUGAACUUUACGGGACCAACACAAUGCCUCUCCGUGACAGCUUUCUCACAUAGAACUGUCUUAAUCCUGAACCAAAAAAGGAAUGUGUUUUUUCUUUAUGUGAAGUCCAGGGCUAGACUUGGCAAAAGCCCUGCUUCUUGGUGAUUUGAUUGGACUGUUUGGCCAGGAUGUUGAGUCUCAAGGUUGAACAUUCUUCAUAGUCACUUUUGUUGUCGUCAUCAAUCAAGAUUGGGAAAGUUUUUCAACUGCAAAAUGCAUCAGUUUUGCUGCUGGACCCAAAUGUAUUAACAUAUUGUUAGUGUUGACACAUUACUUCCACCAACAGCAGACUGAUUUGCAUUCCAUACAUUGAACUCCCAGGAUUGUUCACAGUCCAGUGCUCUUGAACUAUAAGAUUGAUGUGUUAUUAGAUACUCUGAGCUCAACUCACAAUGGAUUUAACUAAUCGUGUGUGUAAACAAACUUUUUGUAAGUUGAUAUAUUCCAUCUUGCCAGUAACAUUUACCUAGCCUACAAAGACAUUUGCACAGCAAAUUAUAACUACAAGAAAUGCUUAAGUAACACCUAUGUAAAUUAUAUAUCUGCGCUAUCUUCACCAAAUUUACUUCAUUGAUAUAAAGCCUUACUAACAUUAAUGUGGAACUCAAUUCUAUGUAGUUUACAUAGUUGUCAAGAAAGAUAUUGGAAUGAAGAAUGACUGUCAUGUUAUUGUGCCUCUGCUUAUUAGUUUCUGUGGGUUUAUUAGUGUGGUUUAAUCCACCAUCCAGUAUAGCGAGGCAAGUGUUAGAAAUGUUAAAGGACAUUAUAUAUACAAAAGUAUGUGGAUACCCCUUCAAACGAGUGGAUUCGGCUAUUUCGGCCACACCCGUUGCUGGCAGGUGUAUGGAAUCGAGCACACAGCCAUGCAAUCUCCAUAGACAAACAUUGGCAGGAGAACGGUCUUGCUAAAGAGUUCAGUGACUUUCAACCUGGCACUGUCAUAGGAUGCCACCUUUCCAACCAGUCAGUUUGUCAAAUUUCUGCCCUGCUAUAACUGCCCCGGUCAACUUUAUAAUUGUUUUAUUUUGAAGUGGAAACGUCUAUGAGCCGCAAAGUGGUAGGCCACACAUGCUCACAGAACGGGACCUGGAGUUGGCUCACAGACGUUGGCUGGAGUAGUGUAAAGCUUGUCGCCAUUGCACUCUGGAGCAGUGGAAACGCGUUCUCUGGAGUGAUGAAUCACACUUCACCAUCUGGCAGUGCGACAGACAAAUGUGGGUUUGGCGGCUGCCAGGAGAACGCUACCUGCCCGAAUGCAUAGUGCCAACUGUAAAGUUUGGUGGAGGAGGAAUAAAGAUCUGGGUCUUCAGGCUGCUUCCAGUGAAGGGAAAUCUUAACACUACAGCAUACUGACAUUUUAGACAAUUCUGUGCUUCCAACUUUGUGGCAACAGUUUGGGAAGGCCCUUUUCCUGUUUCAGCAUGACAAUGCCCUUGUGCACAAAGCGAGAAAUAUCUAGAAAUGGUUUGCACAGAGCCCUGACCUCAACUUCAUAAAACACCUUUGGGAUGAAUUGGAACGCCGACUGCAAGCCAGACCCAAUCGCCCAACAUCAGUGCCCGACCUCAGUAAUGCUUUUGUGGCUGAAUGGAAGCAAGUUCCUACAACAUCUAGUGGAAAGCCUUCCCAGAAGAGUGGAGCUGUUAUAGCAGCAAAGGGGGGACCAACUCCAUAUUAUUGUCCAUGAUUUUGUAAUGAGAUGUUUGACGAGCAGGUGUCCACAUACUUUUUGGUUAUGUAGUGUAUGUGACCAAUCUAUGACUUCAUCACACUGCUGCACUGAUAUCUCUCAUAAACUCAUAACAUAAGCUGGCUUGUUGCCUUUCGUUUGUUUCCAACCACACUACUGUAUAAUUUCAGAAUGGUACAGGAAGCUGUGGAUACUCCCUCGUUGCCGUACCACCUUAGUUUAGGUCCCCAUACAUCUACGAUAUAACACACUUGCAUGUGGCGAUGAAACUUUUGAGGGACUUUAAAAAAUGAAAAUGAUAUAUAUUUUUUUAAAUAUAUUUGAAAGCACAUUAACUCCGGUCUGCUUGCCAGGCACUGCAUGGUGAUUGAGGCACUCACUGACCAAGCACAACUAGGAGCAUGGGUGGUCGUUUUUUUUUUUUUUUGUCGAUCAGUGUGGUUGGAGAGUAAGACUGUGUUUAAAUUGUAGGGAGGGAUUGUAUGGAUGAACACUAAUUUGUGAGAGCGCAUGAGCUGUGAUUUUGUAAUGUACAGUAUUUACUGUUGAACAUUGCAUAGUAUGUUACCUCUAAAUCUCAUGUAUUUAUAUUUCCCAUUGCCAUUACUGCAAACCUGUGGCUAAAAUCUGACUUGCAUUGGAUCCAAACAGUAGUUGGUUUGCUAUGAUUCUAUUAUGUGAAGCUCCUCUGCUACUUCUUGCCAAGUACACAAUGUAAUAAUAAUUGGGUGGGUGUGCUUACAUUUGUCCUAUUUCACACAUGUACAAGUGUGUAUUAUACGCAUGUGAAUUUGAAAUGUUUUUGCAUAUCCCUAAGACACCCUCGGAAUGUCUCUUGAUCGUGUUCCAAUGUACAUUGGUAUUGAUAAGUGGUACAGUGCCAUCAAAGUAUUCAUACCCCUUGACUUAUUCCACUUUUUGUUGUUACAGCCUGAAUUCCAAAUGGAUUAACUACAUCUACUGCACACAAUAUCCCAUAAUGACAACGUGAAUGCAUGUUUUUAGAGAUAUUUGCAAAUGUAUUAAAUUAAAUACUGAAAUAUCUAAUGUUUUCACACCCCUGAGUCAUUACUUUGUAGUAGCACCUUUUGUUAGUGAUUACAGCUGUGAAUCUUUCUGGGUAAGUCUCUAAUAGCUUUCCACACCUGGAUUGUGCAACAUUUGCCCAUUUUAUUAUUUUCUAAAUUCUUCAAGCUCUGUAAAAUUGGUUGUUGAUCAUUGCUAGAGAACCCUUUUCAGGUAUUGGCGUAGAUUUAAAUAAACUUACUCGGCCACUCAGGAACAUUCACUGUCUUCUUGGUAAGCAACUCCAGUGUAUAUUUGGCAUUGUGUUUUAGGUUAUUGUCCUGCUGAAAGGUGAAUUCAUCUGUGUCUGGUGGAAAUCAGGUUUUCCUCAGAUUUUUCUGUGCUAAGCUCAAUUCUGUUUCUUUGUUACCCUGAAACUCCCUAGUCCCUAACGAUGACAAGCAUACCCAUAACAUGUUGCAGCAACUACUAUGCUUGAAAAUAUGAAGUGGUACUCUAAUUUGCUGUAUUGGAUUUAACCCAAACGUAACACUUUCUUCAGGGGAUUUUUUUUUUUUUUUUUGCCGUUUUACUUUAGUGCCUUGUUGCAAACAGGAUGCAUGUUUUUGAAUGUUGUAUUCUGUACAGGCUUCCUUCUUUUCACUCUGUCAAUUAGGUUAGUAUUUUGUAGUAACUACAAUCUCAGUUUUCUCUUAUCACAGCCAAUAAACUCCAUGCAACCUA
Molecule: messenger RNA, 12015 nt
Organism: Oncorhynchus nerka (sockeye salmon)
Lineage: Eukaryota; Metazoa; Chordata; Actinopteri; Salmoniformes; Salmonidae
Product: cytospin-A-like
Exons: 15
Coding region: 4220-7606 (1128 amino acids)
Biological process (GO): actin cytoskeleton organization
Cellular component (GO): filamentous actin; microtubule organizing center
Molecular function (GO): protein binding
Source: RefSeq, a predicted model, not a curated record